Molecule: messenger RNA, 2816 nt
Organism: Sinocyclocheilus grahami
Lineage: Eukaryota; Metazoa; Chordata; Actinopteri; Cypriniformes; Cyprinidae
Exons: 2
Coding region: 1082-2290 (402 amino acids)
Source: RefSeq, a predicted model, not a curated record
UACAGUUGUAUUCAGUUCCAAUGUGUUAUUGGAGGUCUCUGUUGAGUUGAUGCUAUGAUUGACAUCAGUCCCAUUGAAAUUGGUUUCAUUCAGUGGCGCAUCUGUUGUGUUAAACAAGGUUAUGUUGAUUGUAAAGGCUGUUGUAUUUGAUUGAGUUGUAUUGAACAGGGAGUCUGUUGUGUUGGAAUAAGUGACAUCAGUUGUAUUAAAAGUUGUGAAGUUAAGUGAAUACAUUGUAGUAUUGAAUUCAGGUGUAUCUGUAGUGGUAUCAGUUUCAGCAUCUGUGGUCUCCUCCACUGUAGAAUCAUUCAGAGGUUGUGUUGUGUAAUAAGGAAUGGCUGUUGUAUUGAAUUCAGAUGUACUGUCAAGAGGUUGAGUUGUAUUUGAUUCAUUUACGUUACUUGGUGAUUCUGUAGUGUGGGUUAGGCUUGUAUUAUCGGAGUGUGUUGCAUUUUCAAAUAGAGUGGUUGUGUUAUAUUGUGUAACAUGUGGGUAUUGUGUUGUGGUAUUUAAGACAGAAGAGCUCACAUUUGUUGUGUUUUUGAGGUUUGUAGUAAUUUUAAGUGUUCCGUUAACCUCUGUCACAUUAGGUAUUAUUAAAUCUGUCCUAUUUUCUAUGAGAGUUGUUACAUUGUGAGUGAAUAAUGUAGUGUUAAAUAUUGUUGUAUUGUCUUGCCCAGUAAUGUUUAAAUGUGUUGUGAAUGUGGUGGUGUGUUGUGUAGUGUUUAAUGGGGGUGUUGUUUCAUUUAGGUGUAAUGGUGCUGUCAAGUUAAACAGUGUUGUAUUUGGCAGAAAGGUUGUGGUGGUGGUGGUGGACACUUCGCCAGAGAUUUGAGAACUACUUGUGUUAGAUUGUGUCGCAUUUUCCAGACUUUCGGAUGUGAAAGUUGAGUUUGGAACUUUCACUGUUGUAUUGAAUGGUGUGACUGUUGUAUGAUGUAGUGCAGUUGAGAUGAGUGGCAUGGCAGUAGUUAAGUGAGGUGCGACUGUUGCAUUUAAUGGUCUAACUGUUGUAAUAAGAGUUUCACUUAUCUGUGCUGUUGUAUUGGGUGGUGUUGUUGUUUCCACCUCAGAAGGUGGUAUGGCUGUUGAAAUGAGUGGCAUACCUGUUGUAUUAAGUGGCAUGAUUAAUGUGUUGAGAGUUGUUGAAGUUUUAUCAAGUGUUGUGACUGUUGCAGCAGUUGUGUCAAUUGAUGUGGCUGUUGUACUGACUGUAGGGGUUGUUGAACUGAGUCUUGUGACAGUUAGGUUGAGUGGUAUGACUGUUGUAUUGACUGGUGAAUAUGUUAAGUUUUGUACUGUAACUGUUGUAUUGACUGGUGGGGUUGUUACAUUGAGUGCUAUAUCUGUUGUACUGACCAACGAGGUUGUUAUAAUGGGUGUGCCUGUUGUGCUAACUGGUGCGGUUGUUAUUUUAGGUGUUGUAUUUGUUGCACUGAUCAGUAAUGGUGGUACAUUAUGUGGUGUAGUUGUUGUGUUGAUUGUCGUUUCUGUUGUUUUGACUGGUGAGGUUGUUAUAUUAUGUGGUGUACUUAUUGUAUGGACCAUUGAGGCUGUUACAUUGAGUGUCGUAUCUCUUGUACUGGCCGGUGAAUUUGUUAUAUCGAAUGUGGUUUCUGUUAUAUUGUGUGUUGGAUCUAUUGUAUUGACCAGUGAGAGUGUUAAAUUGAGUGUUGUUUCUGUUGUACUGACUGGUGAGGUUGUUGUAUUGUAUGGUGUACCUGUUGCGCUGACUGGUGGGAUUAUUAUAUUAUGUGUCAUAUUUGUUGUACUGAUUGGUGAUGUUGGUAUAUUGUUUGAGGUACCUGUUGUGCUGACUGGUGAGGUUGUUAUAUUGUGUGUUGUAUCUGUUGUGCUGACUGGUGAGGUUGUUGUAUUGUGUGUUGUACCUGUUGCGCUGACUGGUGGGAUUAUUAUAUUGUGUGUCAUAUUUGUUGUACUGACUGGUGAUGUUGGUAUAUUGUUUGAGGUACCUGUUGUGCUGACUGGUGAGGUUGUUAUAUUAUGUGUUGUAUCUGUUGUGCUGACUGGUGAGGUUGUUGUAUAUUUUGAUAUACCUGUUGUACUGAUUGCUAAAUUGUGUGGCGUACCUGUUGUAUGGGCAUUUGAAGUUGUUAUAUUGAGUGUCGAUUCUGUACCUGUUGUUGUGAUUGGUGAGUUUGCUAUAUUGUUUGAUGUAGCUGUUGUGCUGACAUGUGAAGUUGUUAUAUUGUGUGGUACUACAUUGAGUGUUGUAUGUUUUGAACUGACCAUUGAGGUUGUUAUUUUGUCUGUUGUAUCGACUGGUUGAGUUGUUACAUUGAGUGUUGUAUGUGUUGUACUGACCACUGAGGUUGUUAUUUUUUCUGUUGUAUCUAUUGUAUUGACCGGCUGGGCUGUUACAUCAAGUGUUGUAUGUGUUGUAGUGACCAUUGAAGUCAUUAUAUUGUGUGAUGUAUCUAUUGUAUUGACCAGUGGGGUUGUUUCAUUGAGUGUUGUGUGAGUUGUACUGACCACUGAGGUUAUAUUGAGUCUUGUUUUGACUUGUGAGGUUGCUAUAUUGUAUGGUGUAUUUGUUGCACCGACUGUUGUUGUUAAUAUAUCAUGUGCCGUAUUUGUUGAACUGACUGGUGGGGUUGUUACAUUGUAUGUUGCGCUGACUGUUGGGGUUAUUAUAUCGUGUGUCGUAGUUGUUGUGCUGACUGGUGAGGUUGUUAUAUUGGGUGUCUUAUUUGUUGUACUGACCAGUGAUGCUGGUAUAUUGUUUGAUGUACCUGUUGUACCGACAGGUGAGGUUGUUAUAUUGGGUAUUAUAUUUGUUGUACUGACCAGUGAUG